This is a messenger RNA of Rhodamnia argentea, 4415 nucleotides long. Its product is annotated as trafficking protein particle complex subunit 8. Gene Ontology annotation, cellular component: cytoplasmic vesicle; phagophore assembly site; TRAPPIII protein complex. The record is from RefSeq and is a predicted model, not a curated record. Gene Ontology annotation, molecular function: protein binding. NCBI's taxonomy places the organism in Eukaryota, Viridiplantae, Streptophyta, Magnoliopsida, Myrtales, Myrtaceae. Gene Ontology annotation, biological process: protein localization to phagophore assembly site; endoplasmic reticulum to Golgi vesicle-mediated transport. The transcript is spliced from 28 exons. The coding region runs from base 242 to 4114 and encodes 1290 amino acids.
GCUCAGCCCCGUCCCUCGCUUCCUCCCUCCAAGUCCUCCAUCCUCCUCCAUUGACUACACUGGAGAUCUCGGCUCUUGCACUGUCAAUCGAAGAAGAUCGAAGGGCAAAGGAAUUCCCUCAGAAUCAUCAGGGCGAGGCGAGUCAGCGAAUGCUUCGCCUCCUCCGUCGGCUCUGAGCUCCGAGUUCGCGCGAGAUCGCCAUCGCAUACCCUACGGCCGAUAUCAGCUGCGGCGGAGCUCGAUGGAUCCGGCGAGGACGCCGCUCGGGAGAAUGCUGCUGGACGAGAUCACUCCGGUGGUCAUGGUGCUCCGCACUCCUCUCGUCGAAGAGGCCUGCGGGAAGAACGGCCUCUCGUUCGUCGAAAUGCUCAGCCCUUUCUGCAGCUUCAGCAACAUUGACGUGCCCGUGCGGACGGCGAGUGAUCAGCCCUACAGGCUGCAGAAGUUCAAGUUACGGCUGUUUUACUCUUCGGAUAUCCGCCAGCCGGAUGUGCAGGUCGCAAAUGAGAGGUUAAAGGAUGUUAUCACCCAGGCUGGGGAGAAAGAUCUCUCUAAUCUCUCUUCAGAAUUACCUCAAGUUGACGAGUUGCUAUCGAGCUCUGAAUCUGACAUAAUGCCAUCCUGGUUUCAGUUCUUCAAUAAAGAGCUCAUACGAACAAUGUCUUUCUCUGAUCAUGAAGCGUUUGACCACCCUGUGGCAUGUCUUUUAGUUGUUUCCUCGAAAGACGAGCAACCGAUCAACAGAUUUGUAGACCUUUUCAAUAGUGAUCAAUUACCGUCUCUUCUUAAUGAUGGUGCCAUGGAUCCCAAAAUAUUAAAGCUCUAUUUAAUAGUUCACGAUAAUCAAGAUGGUGCACCAGAAAAGGCAAAAAAGUUUCACAACGAAAUGAGGAGUACUUUCGGCUCAAAUUCAUCUCAGUUGCUUUGUAUCAAUUCAUCUCAGGGUGGGCUUGUCGAACACUUGCAAAACCCAUGGGCUCCUUUUAAAACUGAUGCUUCACCAACGCAGCGACUUGGUGGCUUCCUAAAUAUUGAUGAUUUUAACGAGAUAAAAAAAUUAACGCAAGAUUUAGCGUCUAAACAUGUCAUCCCUUACAUGGAAGAAAAAGUAAGGGUCUUGAAUCAACAGGUUUCUGCUACAAGAAAGGGUUUCAAAAACCAAAUAAAAAACCUGUGGUGGAGAAAAGGAAAAGAAGACACUCCCGAUGCCAGUAAUGGCCCUGUGUAUACCUUUAGUUCCAUUGAAUCACAAAUUAGAGUUCUUGGUGAUUAUGCCUUCAUGCUGCGGGAUUAUGAACUUGCACUAUCAAACUAUCGUCUGAUUUCUACCGAUUACAAGCUUGACAAAGCUUGGAAACGAUAUGCUGGUGUGCAGGAAAUGAUGGGGCUCACUUUCUUUAUGUUGGACCAAUCAAGAAAGGAAGCAGAAUAUUGCAUGGAAAAUGCAUUUAAUACAUAUUUGAAAACUGGACCAACUGGACAGCAAAAUGCUACAAGGAGCGGGCUUUGGUGGGUAGAGAUGUUGAAGACAAGAGAUCAAUUUAAAGAGGCUGCUGGUGUCUACUUUCGGAUAUCCGGUGAGGAACCUCUGCACUCCGCCGUUAUGCUUGAGCAAGCAUCUUAUUGCUACUUGCUUUCUAAACCACCCAUGUUGCGCAAGUUUGGAUUUCAUCUUAUCCUUUCUGGAAAUCAGUAUAAAAAAAGUGACCAGAUUAAACAUGCAAUUCGCACGUACCGAAGAUCAAUCUCUGUCCUUAAAGGGACGACAUGGAGCUAUAUCCAAGAUCAUGUUCAUUUUCAUAUUGGGCAGUGGUAUUCUUUUCUUGGUUUAUACGAUUCUGCUGUGUCACAUCUAUUGGAAGUCCUUUCAUGUGGUCAUCAAUCCAAGACAACACAAGAGUUUUUUCUGAAGAUCUUUCUUCAAACUGUUCAGAAAACAGGAAAAGCUUGUCAAGUGAUGAGACUACCAUUGCCAGUCAUUAACAGCUCAUCCCUGAAGGUUGUUUUUGAAGAUCAUCGGACAUAUGCUUCACCUGCUGCUACUGGUGUUAGGGAAAGUCUAUGGCAAUCUUUAGAGGAGGAGAUUGUCCCAUCACUGCCUGCAGCAAGAGCUAAUUGGCUGGAGGUGCAAUCUAACUUUACUUCAAAACCGAAUAAGAACUCAAAUAUGUGUAUAGUAGGAGAAGCAAUAAAAGUAGCUAUUGAAUUUCAAAAUCCAUUACAAAUCUCUAUUCCCCUAUCUGAUGUCUCUUUGAUGUGUGAGCUUUGUGCGCGGUCUGAUGAUGCCGACUCAGAGGCAAACAGUUUGACUGCUGAACUUCAGAACGAUGAAGCAACUAUGUUGACUACUGAUCGGUUUUUGAAUUCUGAUAUGUCUUCAUUUGCUCUGUCCAAUGUUGAAUUGACAUUGGAAGGGGGUGGAAGAAAAAUGGUGCAACUAACAGUUACUCCCAGAGUGGAAGGCACUUUGAAAAUUGUGGGUGUUAAGUGGAAAUUUUCCAGCUCUGUGGUUGGUUUUCACAACUUUGUGACGGGUUCUGUGAAGAAGAUUCAGAAAGGGGGGAAGAAAAACAAACAAUCUCCUGCUGACAGCCUCAAAUUUGAUGUUGUCAAGACUGUUCCCAGGCUUGAGGGCUUCAUCCAAUCUCUUCCUGAGAAAGUUUAUGCUGGAGAGCUACAGCAGUUGACUCUAGAACUGAAUAACAAGUCACACCUGUCCGUGAAGAAUCUGAAAAUGAAGAUUAGUCAUCCGAGAUAUUUGAAUAUCGGGAAUCAGAGGAAUUUGAACAUGGAUUACCCUGCCUGCUUAGAGAAGAAGACAAACAGUGCUGAGAAAACCAUUUUAGAACCUCAUACCAUUAAUGCUCCACGGAAUGUCUUUUUGUUUCCAGAGGAUACUGUUGUUCAAGGAGAUACUUCCUUUUUGUGGCCUCUUUGGCUCCAUGCUGCAGCGCCUGGAAAAGUGUCCUUGUACAUAAUUCUGUAUUAUGAGAUAGAAAAUCCAGAAAGCUUCAUGAAGUACCGCACUCUGCGGAUGCUCUAUAAUUUGGAGAUAUUCCCAUCGUUGGAUGUUUCAUUUCAAAUCAGUGCCUGCCCAUCUACGCUGGAGGAGUUUCUUGUGCGGAUGGAUAUAGCUAACAAAACUAGUACAAGGAAUUUCCAGAUUCACCAGUUAUCAUCCAUUGGAUAUCAGUGGGAAAUCUCACUGCUUCAACCUACUGAUUCUAUAUAUGCUUCACCUACUCUAAUGUCUGGUCAAGCAUUCUCAUGUUAUUUGAUUCUUAAGAAAAGUAAGAGAUUAGAUAGAGCAGAAGCAAAUGGCUCGCCUGUUUGCUCUCUCACUGUAAGUGACAUACAAUUGAGUACUGAAGGAGCUGGUGGAAAAAUGUAUGAUUCCUCUCUGUCCCCAGUGAAAGAUUUCCACAAUGUUGAAAGACUGCAGCAUGGAAAAUCACUUGAGGGAGACUCCAACAUGGUUGAUUUUGUUCUCAUUUAUUGGCCACUGGAUAGUGAAACAGAUCCCGGAGUUUCUGAUAGGCCCUCACUCUUUUCUCAUCAUGAGUGUCACUGCAGUGUCGCUAGCACAAGUCCGAUAUCAUGGGUAGUGGAAGGGCCCCGGCUAAUACAUCACGACUUCUCUACCUCUUUCUGUGAAGUUACCUUGAAGAUGGCUCUAUACAACUCAGCAGAUGCUGCUGCAUCUGUGCGCAUCAAUACUUUGGAUUUAAGCCGGAAUGGUGAUGCCCAAUCAAGAGAUGAAAGUACGCUUGCUUCUGGUAAGCAAGCAGGUUGGUACAAUGUAUCAUUAGAUAGUGAAAUUAAAGUCACAUCUGAUGUCAGUGGGAUCCAAAUGAAGCCACUAUCCUCAGACAGUGCAUCGCCCUUUGUCUGGACUGGUUCAAGCUCAACAAAAGUCAGGCUUCCACCAUUGUCAACGCUGGGAAUUCCUCUUCAGAUUUGUGUAUUUUCUCCUGGGACCUAUGACCUGUCAAAUUAUAUUCUGCAGUGGAGUCUAGUGCUCCCUGAUGAUCAAGGAAAUCACGGGGAAACCCGACCAUCUUCAGGAACUUGUCAAGGAUAUUCAUAUUUUCUCACUGUUCUUCAGUCUACGUAAGAUCUUGGUUCAGGGGCUUUGGCUUUUUCUACAGGGAGCUUAUCAGAUUCACCUUUUGUAAGUUAUGUACUUAAGUUCUUGUAUCAUAUCUAUUAUCACCCGAAGAAGCUCUAUUAGCAUAGUGAAGGUAGAGAUGAAUUCUUUCUUCGCCCAUGGAGUAAUAAGAACAUUUUUUUUUAGAUAUGUCUCCAUAUUGGAUCUUAGCGAUAGUAACCAAAGCAUUUAUAGCAGACAUAAAUUGUACAAAGCACAUAUACUGGGACAGUUUUGAACAAAAGAUGAUAUCACUCUUGUGCUUGAA